Molecule: messenger RNA, 693 nt
Organism: Rotaria sordida
Lineage: Eukaryota; Metazoa; Rotifera; Eurotatoria; Philodinida; Philodinidae
Source: the annotation of a GenBank genome assembly
AUGCAUUAUCAACUGAUUCAAUUAUUAAUCAUAGGAUAUUGUAUUAUUUAUUUUACUGAAUCAAGUUUUAUAUUUAAUGUAACAGAUGCUAAUAAACUUUUAUGUUAUUCAUGUAAAGGUAGCAACUGUGAAAAAAUUUCAUCUAAACACAAUAAUCUGAUUGCAUGCAAUAAAAAUACACAAUUAUGUUGGGCUGGUUUUGUUGAUCAGAAACCAUAUAGAACAUGUGCGAGUCGUUAUUGUACACCACAUGAUAUCUCACUUGAUAGUGAUGUUCGUAUUGAAACGUGUUGCCAUUCAAAUUUAUGCAAUGCUGUUUCACUUCCUAAGUCAAUAGGAAGUGAAUGGUAUACGAAACAUUUAACUCAAGAUUCCACAACUUCGACUGUUAGUAGUACAGCAUCUACUACUAAACGAACAAAAACAAAGAAAACUACUACUACAACAACACAAGUUUAUGUUGUAAAUGAAAUAGUCAAUGGUGAAAAAAUACCACCUACAUUUACAGAUAGUAGUGAUCAAGAUGAUGAUUUAAAUGUGGCUUCAUCACAAUCAUAUGGAAGUCAAACAGUUGGUUCUGGUAUUAUUAAUUGGGACCGUAUACCAUAUGAUAAAGACUUUAGUAACCGAGUUGUAUCGAUAAGUAAACUUGUAAUUCUCAUUAUACCAGUUUUACUAGUUUUAAUAUUCUAA